Molecule: messenger RNA, 3237 nt
Organism: Gymnodraco acuticeps
Lineage: Eukaryota; Metazoa; Chordata; Actinopteri; Perciformes; Bathydraconidae
Product: homeobox protein Hox-B3-like
Exons: 5
Coding region: 2113-2937 (274 amino acids)
Biological process (GO): regulation of transcription by RNA polymerase II
Cellular component (GO): nucleus
Molecular function (GO): RNA polymerase II cis-regulatory region sequence-specific DNA binding; DNA-binding transcription factor activity, RNA polymerase II-specific
Source: RefSeq, a predicted model, not a curated record
GAUGGCGAUGAGAAAGCAUGUCUGAAGCACAAAAACGGCUGCUGUUUAUGAAAAUUUACAACUUUGACUUGGAAGUUUACGACGCGCCUGGCUCGGGGAUUGGUCGCUGGCGGUCAUGUGGACAGCAGAAUGGGAACUUAUUUCCCAUGAGGUUAUAUUGCAGCUGCUGUUUUCCACCGCUCAUUCAUUUAACACUAGUAACACAACCUUUUUCUUGGCUCUUUGUUUAUGCUACACGCCUACGCAGUUUUGUUGUGAGACGUGCGUAUUUGUACCAACAAUUGACGGAAGGAUCAAUGUGCGCCAUGUUAAUGUGGCUGUAGCCUAUACUUGUAGCUACAGUAUAUGGUCGGGGGAAAAUGAGGGAUCAUCACAGCCCUGGAUGGUGGGAUUAUUUCAUGAAAUCACUUGAACAAAGUAGGGGAUUCGUGGGGGAAAGACUUGAGAGGAGGAGAGAGGAGGUUUGCGCGGAGUGGCAGCCACACUGGAAAUGAUGGAUUAUCAACAAAGUUCAACUUCUCAUGACCCCUCAGAUUUAUCUGGUGACCCUUUGGAGGGGCCCGACCCCUAGGUUGAGAACCACUGGGUAAAAGCUGCACAUUGCUGGAGAAUAUGACAUCUGUGAGAGUUGCAGGACGGGCCCUUGAAUGUGGGCCAUUGUUCGGCACAUCAUUUAUCUUCUUUUCACUGCCUGCACCGCCUGUAUGGUCGAGGAGGAGUUUUAGUUUUCCAGGGAAAUGUGAGGAGGACCCCAACAAACUGCUCCAAGCCAACACACAGGACGGAGAAUCUGAGAAGAUGAGAUCCAAAGAGAAAAGGCGGUGUGAGCUGCAGGAACACUGUCCACUCUGCUUCACCCCACUGGCAUGCAAAGCCACAUCAUCAUCAUCUAAUGUGAGCAGAGAGCCGCUGCUUUCUCUGCAGGAUUAUUCGAAUCUGGGGAGGUUAUCCAAGGAAAAAGGAAAGAAAGGUGAGAACGAGAGGAAGCUGGUGUGUGUUUGUUUGCGGGGAGCAUUGUUUCAGUGCCGGAUGAAUGUAGGUUGUGGAGGUAAGGCAGCCGGGUGUUGUGCCGCGGACUGGGUUAUGUGUCUUUAUGAUUUACGAGCCUGACUCCAAGCCGCGGUUCACCCAGAGUUCAUAAAGCUGCAUGCCUCCAAACUGUAUUCUCUCUCAGUGCCUCUGCCACCGAAACUCCUGCUUAUUAGUAAUUGUGUUGUGUUGAAUUGCGUUUGAUUAAGAUUUUGAAUCAGAUGUGUUUUGUUCCUUUAUUUCGCGUUUUGGCGCAGAAACACGGCUGAACACGGCGCACAAUGGACGUCUGUAUUAUUUUGUGUUUGAUGGAGAUGGAUGAGAUUUUUAGUAGAUUGUGAAGAUCUUUAAAAAAAUGUCCCUUUAAAAAAUACUUACCGACAGGAUCAUCCAUUAAGAUGAUAAAGGUUGUUAUUUCUUUAUUCUCAUCUAAUCUAAUUUGAGAAAACACAAACAUAUAUAUAUACAAUAUACAAACUAGUAAAACUAAUAUUUUACGAAUUUAUAAUAGAAUAUAACUUAUUUUGGUGGGCCUAUUUAUGUCUGUGUUUUUAUCCUUAGACUAAUUAGCAUUCAUGUGCAUAUUUGCUUUUGGUACCCUUAAUAUCUCACUAUUUUAAAAGAUAAACAAAAAUUCCCCAAACUAAUCUCCUUUUAAUAAACUGAAAUCUGAAUUUUUUGGCUUAUUUUAUCUGCAUUACAACACAAUACAAAAACUAAGGAAAACUGGUUGUAGGCCAGUGCAUUCUGAAUUAGUGUUAGGGGGAAAUAUAAAGACAAUGUUUAAUUUAUUUACAAAUUGUAAAGACUUUUCUCUUAUUGGUGUUUUUUCUCAGGGUGUAUUUUCACCCAACUCUUAUUUCAUGUGCCUCUCAGGCCAGGGAAGGCUCGCUAUUCAUGUCAGCCUACUAUUGAGUUGAUAAGAUGGAUCAUGUGGUCUCCUCCCUGAUUUUCUUCCGUCUUUUUUCUGGAUCCUCUCAGGCCAGAAGCUGCAGGGCUCUCUGGAAACCUGCCAUGUGACAUUUGGCUGCCAGCGCUGCGUCAGAAGGUCAAAGGGGGCCCCGGUGCACAUUUAAUGGAAAAAUGCAGAAAGGCAGUGCGACACAAAACAUCCAGCAGCAUCAAGACGACCUCUUCUUCAGCGAGUCUCUGGAGGCUGUCGGCGGGUUCGGGUGCACAGCCGCACAACAACAACAACAACAACAACAACAACAACUUGCGCAAGUGGAGACGUUUGAGCGCAGAAGAUCCAAACUGCAAAAGUUUCCUGUGAGCAAAAAGAUUUUCCCCUGGAUGAAAGAGUCCAGACCCUCUAAUCAGAAACACGACAGGAGAAUCGCAGAGUGCAUCAGCGUCGAAGAGAAGUGUCCAGGCGCGCCCCCGGCCUCCAAGAGGACGCGCACCGCGUACACGAGCUCGCAACUGGUGGAGUUGGAGAAGGAGUUCCAUUUCAGCCGCUACCUGUGCAAACCGCGGCGCGUGGAGAUGGCCAGCCUGCUCAACCUGCACGAGAGGCAGAUCAAGAUUUGGUUCCAGAACCGGAGGAUGAAGCAGAAGAAGGACGAGCGGGUGCAGGGCCUCACCUCCUCCUGCUCUCCCCCGUCCUCCCCCUCCGCCCCGGGCAGCCCCACUCUGUCGUGCCUGGGUUAUGUCCAUCUGGGCGGGGAUUACCAGCCGGCCUCCCCUCAGCUCAAGUCCCAACAACACCAGGCCCAGCCGGCGUACCCGGAAGAAUACUCAAAAUAUCCCGCUCCAGGCUUUACGCACCGCCCGCAGUUUAACAUGCAGUACGACACGCACACCGACUCACGCACAACAGACCCAGAUGAGGAUAUUAACGGGUCAUAUUUCCAACAGAGAUGCACUCAGGACAGAAUCAUGCAAGCUCCUAAACUGACUCAUCUGUAGCAGACACAUGUCCUCCAUUCUUCACAAAAACAUUCUUCAUUUAAUUUAUAAAAUAAUCCACUGAUCUGUUCUGACGCAUGUAGGCUAUUUUUAUUUAUUUAUAUUGGACGAAUUAUUUUAAAUAUGAGUCUUAUUUAUUUGUGUUGUAUAGGCUUAUGUGCUAUAUUUAUAUUUUAAUUAAAUGUUGUAUUACGUUUACGCAUGGGCUUUUUGUAAAUAUUUUGUUCACACAUCCAGCCCUGAUUUAAAUGUUGGCUGUUAUUUCAGCUACAUAAAUAAACGCAAUUUGUUGAGAUUACA